This is a messenger RNA of Cavenderia fasciculata, 627 nucleotides long. RefSeq lists its product as uncharacterized. The transcript has 4 exons. Lineage: Eukaryota; Evosea; Eumycetozoa; Acytosteliales; Cavenderiaceae. The record is from RefSeq and is a predicted model, not a curated record. Bases 1 to 627 code for a protein of 208 amino acids.
AUGGCUCAAUUCAAUAAUCCUUUAUGUGAUUACAUCAGGAUCGGUUGGAUAUUCAUUACCGUGGUCAAUCAUAAUCAUCGAUUGGUUGAUACUCUACGAUCGCAACCACCAAAUUAUCAAAUGUUUGAACAUUAUCAAAUGUGGCCAGUCUAUCAACCGCUGUUGGAGCAACACAAAGAAUCAAAAAUGAAUGUCCAAUUCGAAUGGAUCGCCCAAUUCAAGAAUCUAACAUCGAUAAGUUUAAAAGUAAAGACAUGUCCGACUAUUAAGAGACGCAAACUCUUGGAUAUUCUUCAACCAGGGAUUGUGAAACUCAUACUUCCAAAGGAUUGGUGUGAAAAUCCAAUCAAACUCAAACCAGAUCUAGCCAACACAAUUCAAAUCAAGACUGGCGAUCCAAAUAGUUGGCCAAUUUUGCAAUCAUUGGAAGCAGUAUCAAUCAACUCACUUGGUGUCAUUCCAAUGUUGGAUAGAUUACCAAAACUCAGACAUCUCAGAAUCCUUGUCGGUAGUGGCUACCAACGUCCACCAAAACAUGGGUCAUCGAGAUAUAGAGACGAACAAAUGCGAUCCAUUCUUCCGUCUGGCGUCACCAAACUACAAUGUUGCCGUAAUCAGCAAACAUAA